This is a messenger RNA of Colletes gigas, 6785 nucleotides long. RefSeq names its product neuroglian (gene Nrg). The coding region runs from base 144 to 3923 and encodes 1259 amino acids. Gene Ontology annotation, biological process: cell-cell adhesion; brain development. Lineage: Eukaryota; Metazoa; Arthropoda; Insecta; Hymenoptera; Colletidae. The record is from RefSeq and is a predicted model, not a curated record. Gene Ontology annotation, molecular function: cell-cell adhesion mediator activity. The transcript is spliced from 11 exons.
GGCGCGUUACCGUGUGCGAGUCAGUGGUUUUUCGAUGAUGCCUUGGUGAUGACGGGACAUUAACGUUCGAACGGUUCCCAAAAAAAAAAGUGGAGAUAGGGAGUUAUUCUUCUAUUUCUAGAUCAAGAAAACACCCGCCGAUCAUGAAGCUCAUCGUGUGCAUUAUCUCAACACUGGUACUGCAAGCAUUGGCUAUAAUUCAUGUCCUGGACGUUAUAGGAGUCCAAUCUCCACCACGGAUAUCCAAACAACCCCCGACAGACGAGCAGUUAUUUCAAGUGGCUCAAGCAAACAUCAACGAGAAUGACAAACCAUUUUUAAUCGAAUGUGAAGCAGAGGGAGAACCUGCUCCGAGAUACCGAUGGAUCAAGAAUGGAAAGGACUUCGAGUGGCCAGCGUACGACGACCGUAUCUCUCAACAACCAGGUAGAGGUACGCUGGUGAUCUCGAGACCGCGGGACGAAGAUCUAGGCCAGUACCAGUGUUUCGCAGACAAUGAAUGGGGAACAGCGACAUCUAAUUCGGUCUUCGUCCGUAAAGCUGAACUGAACUCUUUCAAGGAUCAGAAUCCUAUAAGUCUGGACGCGAACGAGGGGCAACCGUUUAAGUUGACGUGCCAGCCGCCAGAUGGCUGGCCAAAACCAAAUGUCUAUUGGUUGAUCCAGGACACCGCCGGUGGCAUAAAAUCAAUCAACAAUUCGCGAAUGACGUUGGAUCCCGAGGGUAAUCUUUGGUUCAGCAACGUCACCAGAAACGACGCUUCCGACGAUUUCUACUACGCGUGCGCAGCGACAUCUGUAUUCAGAAACGAGUACAAAUUGGGUAACAGAGUCCUGCUGAACGUAAUCUCCUCGGGGAUGUCGUCGAGCCAGAACAAGCACGAGCCCGUCAAACAGUACGUCAGUAGGAAAAACGAGGUUGCCCUGCGUGGUAAAAAGAUCGAAUUGUAUUGCAUAUACGGCGGUACGCCGCUGCCGCAGAUAAUAUGGAGCAAAAACGGCGCAGUGAUCAGAACCAACGACAGAAUAACGCAAGGGAAUUAUGGUAAAUCGUUAAUAAUAAAGCAUGUCAAUUUCCAAGACGAGGGAUCGUAUACCUGCGAAGCGUCGAACGGAGUGGGAGACGCCAAGUCGUAUUCCAUAAACCUGCAAGUAAUGGCGGUACCAUUCUUCACCAUGGAGCCCGAAAUAAUAAAUGCAGCCGAGGACGAGACCAUCGAGUUUAAAUGCGCGGCCAGCGGAGUACCACUUCCGGAAAUAAAAUGGAUUCAUAAUGGAAAACCAAUAUAUGAGGCACCUCCAAAUCCUCGUAGGAAAGUAACGCCGAAUUCUAUCAUCAUCGAAAAUCUGACGAAGAAAGACACAGGGAAUUACGGCUGCAACGCUACCAACUCGUUAGGUUACGUGUACAAAGACGUUUACGUAAACGUUUUAGCUCUGGAGCCCGAAAUUACCCAACCGCCGCAAGAUAUAUCCACCGUGGACGGGAAACCGGUCAGGAUCACUUGUCGCGUGUUUGGGGCGCCAAAACCAGCCGUCAAAUGGGUCAGAAACGGUCAGGAAUUAACAGGGGGCCGAUACAAGACUUUGGAAUCCGGCGAUCUCGAAAUCGACAAUGUAAUAUUCCUGGAUGCUGGCACCUAUACAUGCCACGCGUCCAAUAAAUUCGGUGAAGUCGAGGCUACCGGUAAUCUGAUAGUAAAGGAGCACACGAGGAUCACGGAUGAACCGGAGGAUUACGAAGUCGCGGCAGGUUCUACAGCAACCUUUAGGUGUAACGCUGUCACGGAUUCGAGUUUGACGCUAACGAUCGACUGGUUGUGCAACGGCGAACCCAUCGAUUUCGAGAUGGAACCGCGAUUCAUACGGAGUACCGAUUACUCGUUAAUGAUCACAAAGACAACGGAGUUAGAUUCCGGCACUUACACGUGCGUUGCUCGCACCGAAUUGGACCAGACUAGAGCGCAAGCGACGUUAACCGUUCAAGACGUGCCGAAUUCACCGAAAUUACUUAACAUAGUUUGCAUGGCGUCCGAGGCUUCUGUACAUUGGACUCCCAUGGGCGAUAACAGGGCUCCAAUUUUAAGAUACACCAUCCAGCACAACACUACUUUCACGCCGGAUACUUGGGAGGUGUCCAAGGAUUCUGUACCAGCCACCGAGCAGACGUACGUUGUGCCAAUGACGCCUUGGGCUAACUACACCUUCCGUGUACUAGCGUGGAAUAAGAUCGGUCCGUCGUUACCCUCGCCGCACAGCGACGUGUGCACCACACUACCAGACGUCCCGUACAAGAAUCCUGAUAACGUGAUCGGUAAAGGAUCCAGUCCUCAAAAUCUCGUUAUCUCUUGGACAGUGAUGCCCCAAAUAGAACACAACGCGCCUAAGUUCAUGUACAGAGUGUAUUACAAACGGGAUAUACCAGGAGAGAAAUGGACCAUAGAGGACAUAAACGAUUGGAAGAAAAAUACUUUGGUCGUAGACAAUCAACCCACUUACCAGAGAUACAAGAUCAAAGUCGUGGCUAUAAACGAGAAGGGUGAAUGCAGAGUCGCGCCCACCGAAGUCGCUGGAUUUUCCGGAGAGGAUGUUCCAAUGCAAGCGCCGAGUAACUUUACGUUGAAACAAGUAAAGUCGAGCACUAGCGCGCAAUUUUCAUGGAAUCCAGUUCCCGAGGAAUCUGUACGCGGUGAAUUGCAAGGGUAUAAAAUACAAACGUGGACGGAGCGGGACGGUGAGAAAGGAAUGCGGGAGAUUGAUAUAAGGGGCGGUAACAGGACGCACGCGUUAGUGAACAAAUUUGUCCCGUUCAGCAAGAACUACGUUCGAAUACUAGCGUACAAUGGCCGCUAUGCCGGGCCACCUUCCGAAACCUUGAGCUUCGACACGCCAGAAGGUGUCCCGGGGACAGUUCUCAGCUUCGAGGCAUACCCUAUGGGCUCCAGCGCGUUGUUCUUAGUCUGGACGAAACCAGCGGAGCCAAACGGUAUUCUAACCGGGUACAGAAUUUACUACCAUGUUGUAAAUGGAACGAGACUGGGACCUCUGUUGGAACGGAAACCACACGUGUCGGACCCGGAAGCUACCAGCGCGAAGUUAGCGACAUUGGCGCCCGAUACAAAAUACCGUAUUCAUAUUCGAGCCACCACGAAAGUUGGCGAAGGAAACGACUACUUCAUUGAACAAAAAACGCGCACAUCCCAACACCCGGACGUGCCGCAUUUCACGUGGGAGACCAUACCAAAAGAGAACGGUUACUCGAACGUGAGGAUUAUUUGGCAGCUGAAUCUCAACGGGAACCCGGGCAGCCAUUUCUUUGUCAAGUACAAACUCAGGGGUGAGACGAUAUCCCGCGAAACGGAUCCGGAGUAUCACUCUAACACUAUCGAAAUCCGCGGUCUUCAAAGCGGCGAGGUGUACGUGAUGUCCAUAGUCGCGGUGGACGGGAUUUAUUUCAAAGAGAGCGAGCCGCAGGAAGUGGAGACGAGCAGCGAGGGACCCAUUAUACAACCUAAAGAGAACGUCGCGACCGCUGGAUGGUUUAUAGGAAUGAUGCUGGCGAUCGCCUUCCUUCUCCUGGUACUUAUAAUCGUCUGCGUCAUCAAACGCAACAGGGGCGGGAAAUACGCGGUCCACGAAAGAGAACUGGCCGCUGGACGCGGUGAUUAUCCGGAGGAGGGCGGUUUCCACGAAUAUUCCCAGCCCCUGGACACGAAAUCAGCGGGUGGCCGCGCGUCUUUGGCGUCGUCCUCACAUCAGGAUGGAAAGCAUCCUGAAUCCGACACCGAUUCGAUGGCGGAGUACGGGGAGGGCGAUACAGGACGUUUCACGGAGGACGGUUCUUUCAUUGGACAAUAUGGGCCCAAGGGUAGACCGGAGGAAACACCGCCCAUUCCAAGCGGCACUAUGGCCACAUACGUGUAACCUCUGCCAUUAUCACACUCAAGCCGCAUAAAAAUUGUUUUCUUGUCGAAAGUAAGGGCUCCAGUUCUUGCUAGCCGCAGCAGCUCUGCUAUGCACCUUGCGCUGGGCGCAAUGUCCAACACUAUACUGCCAAUUAGACUUUGGUUUUGGGUUUUAUAGUUUACGUAGAAAGAUUAGGUGAAUGUUUCUAUGCCGACUCGAUGCAAGGUAUAUACAAACGUAAUCCGAACGCUCAUUCCUCCAAAACGUUUCGUAUUAGUUUAUAGCACAACCGUUGUUCGAAUGUUCGGGCGAUUUUUUAAUAUUUGAAAGAAAGUCGAGUCGCGAAAUACCGUUUGUUGAUUGACCAGAAAUCAGUUACGAGUAACAAAGUUUGUUGUAGAUCUUUGACUAAUUAUAAAACCCAAAGACGAUAGGUGUCUCAUAGCGUGCAAGCUAUUUAUGGACAUAAUAUAGUAGAAAGUAUUCUAGCAUCGACCGAAACAUUUAACAAGGCCAGAUUGUAACAGACACUACCAGCUUAUCACAGGGUAUACGAGUUAUGUUUAUAUUGUUCUAAGUAUGUACGACAUAAAAGCGUGUGAUGCACUUUCGAGGCUGCAUAUAGGAUCGCGUCUUUCGAGAACGAAAAGAUAAUCAACGUCGAUAAUUCGAGUUACAAAAAGAAGUAGUUAGAUUGGUGUUACUUAUAUGCAAUCUUGAAAACCGAAGGACUGAUAUCGAGAACGGUGUCGCAAUCUGGCCUCGACUGAUUCUAAUUUUAACUUAAAAAAAAAUGAAAACGAUUGUUCUAAGGAACUUUAGAUGCAAUCAAUUUUUACUCUGCCGACAGAGGGCCAAAUAUAACGAAUCAGUGACUAUCUACAAUUAUCGUGCACUCGCACUUUCAUUAACGAUACACGAAACGACAAAAAUAUAUGAAAGAUAUUAUUAUUACUAUGAUAUUAAAAGGAACAUUGUACAUGCACUACAGUAGUUAAAGGAAAAAGGAAAUGUCACAUGGCCUCUAAUUGUUGCUUUUUGUAUGUGAAACGUGCUUUAGCUGAAAACGAAAGUCCUUUUAUUUUUAUGAAUGUUUACUUUCCCCUUUUUUUUUUGGUAAUUUUAUUAUAAUCCAUUGAAUAUAGGAUAUUGAUUAUUUAAUAUAUAAAAUAUUAAAUAUAUAGAGACAUAUAUUGAUUAUUAAUUAAUGCUUAGAGUCUUAAAAGAAUGCGAUCACAAGGAGCAGCUAUUAUUACGUUUUAGUAUAUAAAGUGUUAUGAAAUCAUAGAUAAUUCGUUGAUUUCUUCGAGAGUAAAUGUACGUUUUAUUUACCGUAUUAAGUUUAGCAUAUUCAAUGCAAUGUACAGGUUGUCUGCAAAAGUGUCGCAAGCAAAUAUGUCAGGUACAAAAAUAAGAAAAGGUACAAAGUAUAGAAUACUUAUAAUACACGCGCGCGUAAAGUUCGUAAAAAUGUAUAUGAUAUUUCCAAAAGGAUACGCACCUCUCAAGCUUAUCAAAAUGACAAACCGCAUAGUAAAUUAUUCUAUCCAAUUUCUUUCGAAAGCUCCGUUGGGUGCCAGCGUUGAAAAAAAAAGAAAAAGAAAUCGUUUCCUUUGGCGAAAACUUACACGUUUCGAGAAAUAUUUGUCAGGGUCUUUUUUGCCGAUUAUCCUGUACAAAUGGCUUGGACGUCACGUAAUUUUUACGAACUCUAUAUAUAUAUGUACACACAUACCUAUAUAGGCGCCUACAAAGAAAAAAAAGAAAAUGACGUAUUGUAAAUUAACGAAAACAAUAAUUUAUUGUAAAGAUACCGAAGUAUAUAAAAAGGGGGGGAAAAAAAGAAAAGAAGCGCAGAGACAUAUAUGUAAUAUAUUAGAGUGUCAUUUAUUGUAAACUUGUAUUAAAUUAUAUUUCCAAAGGGUAAGCAUCGACGUCCAAGUCAGUUUAUAAGCGUACGCAGUUAUGUUUCGAUGUAUUUUUCUAAUCGUACUAUCUUCUGUAUAUUUUCGAAGUGUCUAAAUCGCGUCCUCUAUGAUUCUCUAAUCCCCUUAGCUGGAUGAAACACGUGGCAACUUAUGUGAACUUCCAAUAACUUUCGUACGUGUAACUGGUGUUUUGAUACUUUUUAAUAUAUUUUGAUACAUUUUUUCUUUAUUAUUUGCAUUAAUUGUUAUAUACGUGAUAGACUUUCGUUUUGUAUUCGCGAUAGAAACCCGAGAAGCGUUUAAGCACGAAUCUCGUAUUUUGGAUCUGAUAUUUUUUCUUUCUUUUUUUUUUUUUUUUGCUCUUUUUUAUCGAUGUUUACGAACAAUUUAAUUUAUACCGUCGACGUAGCACACGUUUACAUAACAGUAUGAUGUACGACUUUUUACAAAGCAGCGUUCAUUUUACAACGACGGGGACGGCACAUGUCCAUACAUAUGUGAACAAAAAAAAAAAUAAUAACAUAUUAGAAGAGAACAAGAAACGAAAUAUACUCGUUCGAACAUGUGCGCGCCUAUCGUGCUAACCUUUUUCAUUGUACAUUAUCUUAUUACUAUUAAGAUACUAAUGUGUACCCCGACGGAAAGGUGCACAAAGAUCGACGAAAGGGGCGAGACGCGUUCUUGUACAUAUUUCCGGGCGGGUGUCGUCGUUUCAAUAUUUUUUCUACGAAGUAGAGACUGCAGAGUUUAGAGACCCGGUCGAAGGUUCUUUCAUCUCCUCGUGGCGCAACGCGUCGCGCAAGCAUUAUGUUACUAAUGUUAUGUAAAAAUUUAAUCGAUUCGCCUUAAGUUCCGACCGUUUAUCAGCGAUUACGAUAACGCGCAUUCCAUCGCCUGUGUAACAUCUCUCCCAUGUCAAUAAAAAGAUGAUGAAUAAAAUAAAUAAAAAUAU